GGGUUACAUGAGCUGCAUCUUACAGGUGAGGAAAUGGAGGCCCAGCUAAGAGGAAAUGACUUUUCCAUAGCCACAUGGCCUGUGAGUUACAAAGCAGGAAGGCUAACCUGCAGCCUUCCCUGUUCAAUUCACACCAGAAAGGACGAUUUAGGAACUAAGAUAGUUUUUUAAGAGGUGACCACCAUGAUCCCCUGGGUGCUCUUUGCCUGUGCCCUUCCUUGUGCCGCCGACCCGCUGCUAGGUGCCUUUGCCCGCAGGGACUUCCAGAAGGGCCUCCCUCAACUCAUCUGCAGCCUGCCUGGCCCCCAGGGCCCACCCGGCCCCCCAGGAGCUCCAGGGCCAGCAGGAAUGAUGGGAAGAAUGGGCUUUCCAGGGAAAGAUGGCCAGGAUGGCCAGGACGGGGACCGGGGGGACAAUGGAGAAGAAGGUCCUCCUGGCCGGACAGGUAACCGGGGAAAGCCAGGACCGAAGGGCAAAGCCGGGGCCAUUGGGCGCGCGGGCCCCCGCGGCCCCAAGGGGGUGAGCGGGGCCCCGGGGAAGCACGGCACGCCCGGCAAGAAGGGGCCCAAGGGCAAGAAGGGGGAGCCGGGCCUCCCGGGCCCCUGCAGCUGCGGCAGCGGCCACGCCAAGUCGGCCUUCUCGGUGGCGGUGACCAAGAGCUACCCGCGGGAGCGGCUGCCCAUCAAGUUCGACAAGAUCCUGAUGAACGAGGGCGGCCACUACAACGCGUCCAGCGGCAAGUUCGUCUGCGGCGUGCCGGGGAUCUACUACUUCACCUACGACAUCACGCUGGCCAACAAGCACCUGGCCAUCGGCCUGGUGCACAACGGCCAGUACCGCAUCCGGACCUUCGACGCCAACACGGGCAACCACGACGUGGCCUCGGGCUCCACCAUCCUGGCUCUCAAGCAGGGGGACGAGGUCUGGCUCCAGAUCUUCUACUCAGAGCAGAACGGGCUCUUCUACGACCCUUACUGGACCGACAGCCUCUUCACGGGCUUCCUCAUCUACGCCGACCAGGACAACCCCAACGAGGUGUAGGCCGGCCAGUGCUGGGUCUCCGAGGAGGCCAGUGGCUCCUAGACUUGUGCCUCCAGAGCAAGACCCCUGAACUGUCCUCCGGGGACUGGGAGUCGGGAGCUUUUAAACUCAGGCCGACCUCCUCUACCCCUGCUUCCCUCCAUCAUUAAACCCAAGAUUUUUAAUUCACCCUCCCGUCUCUCCACUCGCUAAUUUUCUCAGUAUGCACAGUGUGGCAGGCACUGUGCUACACUCUGGAAGUCACCUCCGUGAACAGGACCGACAGAGGCUCUCUCCUCGCGGGGCUUACACUCCGAUGGGAGAUACAAUUUACAAAUAAGCCAACCAAUAGCGUAAUUACUGGGCCAGGAUGGAAAUGCACAAGCCAUGGUGGAGAGUCAAAGGAAGAACAGGAGAUAGGGAAGAGGGAGACAUUGGUUCCUUUAGAUUUCAACUUUUAUGGUUUAUUACAUACAGUAAAGUCGACAAAUCUUCAGUGGACAGCGCAAUGAAUUUUUACCUACGUACAUCCUGUCACCUGUGUGUUUAUCAAUAACAGAAUAUCUCCAGCCCUGCACAACUCCCCAAGGCUCUCUGAAGUCCCCUCCAAGUCAGUACCAGAAAGAGGUUCAGUUUUAAGCCGACCCCUGAAGCAGAAGAUAGAACCAGGCAGGGGUCCGGGCAGGGUGACCUGGCGGAAGGAGCUGCAGGUGCAAAGGCUCUGAUGCAGGAAAGAGCUUGGCACAUCUGAGGACCUGCUGAAGGCCAGAAGGAUGGGCGAAGGCAGAAAAGAGAUGGGAGGCCUGGGGUGCGAGGCUGGAAGGUUGUUCAGAAUCUCACAGCCCGUAGCAAAGAGUUCAUUCUACUCUAGAAGGGAAGAGUCGGCGUGACAUUCACACAGGGGUAACCUGAUAUCUGCUUCUUGCAGGAGUCAAGUCAGUGCCCCACUGAAGUGCUUCAUUAUUAGUUAGAAAUCACCUGCAGACCCACUUCUCAAUCAGGAAGAUACCUGGGGUAUCCACAAGCCUGAAAACCACUGGGCAGGAGUGAUGCCUGUACACGAACUUGCCCCCUCCGCACGGGUUCCAGCGCGCAGGGAUCUGAGCGGCUGGUGCUGAGACGCCCUCCCCACCCCCGAGGUCAAUUACUGCCGAGAACUUUCUUAUGGAGGCGUAGGUCCCAGGCAGACUGUGCUGACCAACUUGUAGCUGGAAAGGCAAGGCCAAGAGGGCCCCCUUGAGGACAGAAAAUGCUGCCUGGAGUGGUCCUGGAAAGUGUGGCCCCCUCAUGAAAAAAAAAAAUGGAUUUACUUAAAAGAA
Molecule: messenger RNA, 2339 nt
Organism: Vicugna pacos (alpaca)
Lineage: Eukaryota; Metazoa; Chordata; Mammalia; Artiodactyla; Camelidae
Source: RefSeq, a predicted model, not a curated record